AUGGCGGUGUCGAAGAUUCGUGUCAGGAGCAGUCAAGAAUUAUGGACUAUACUGUUGGGAAGAUCUGCUUUGCGAGAGCCGGCUCAGAUAGAGGCAGAACUUGAUCGACACUGGGAGAAGCUACAUCAGGGACUUAGUUAUUAUAAAGCACCCAGCUCAUCAUCUGCUGGAAAAGUUAAAGCAAACACAGAUGUUUCUCCGCCACUGAAGGAAUUUGGUCUGAGGAUCAGUCAAUUAUUGAAUCUUGAUGAGCAACAGAGUCUGGACAUUUUAGAGUGUUACUUGCAGGAAGACUACAGAGGAGCUCGUAAUUCAUUGAAGACUGUUCUUCAGGAUGAGAGACAAAGUCAGUCACUCCUGCUGAAGAUAGCUGACUAUUACUAUAAGGAGCGCGAGUCUCUGCUCAGAUGUGUCAUUCUCCUGCUGAGGUACUUUCAGGAUGAGCGACAUCCCUUCAAGGCUGAGUAUUCUAACUGUGUAUAUAAACUGGAGAAGGACCUAGUGAGCAAGUAUCAAUCACAGUUUGACAAUCUGUUUAAAGCAGAGGCACCAACAUGGGAGACCCAUGGAAACCUUAUGACUGAGGGACAGGUAUCAAGAUGGUUCCUCCAGUGUCUGAGAGAGCAGUCUCUGCUGUUGGAGAUCCUCUUCCUGUAUUAUGCUUACUUUGAGAUGUCUCCUUCUGACCUGUUGAGCUUCUCCAAGAUGUUCAAGGAGCAGGGCUUUGGCUUACAGCAGACCAACAGACACCUAAUGGACAAAAGCAUGGAUACCUUGAUCGACCGCAUCGGGUACUUCAGCUCUCUGAUCUUGGUAGAAGGAAUGGACAUAGACUUCCUUCAUAAGUGUGCAUUAGAGGACUGUACAGAGCAGCACCAGUUCUUCAACUCUCAUGAGAUCAACAAGGAGAUGGACCAAUUGCUUCUGACCUUUGGGGACAUCUCUCACCAUGGGCCUGUUCUGCUAGCCUGGGUCCUGCUGAGACACACAUUGAAACCAGACGAGCCGAGCCCAGUCACCAGGAGGAUAGCCAAGGCGUCGUUGGAGUUGGGGGUAUUCAAGUACCUCUCUACCAUGUUACAAGGCCUUGGAGUCUCAGGAAAUAAUUGUACAGUGAGCUCUGCAAAGAUGUGUAUCUAUGGCCUCCUUUCAUUUGCGAUUAUUUCUUUUGAAGAGGAAACUCUGGGCAGCCAGCAGCAUCUGAUUGUUGCUGCCUGUGAAGUCGUCUCUGCUCCCGGUCUGGCCGAGCUGUUUUGGGAAAUGACACCCAACAUGGGAUUGGGAAUGAUCCUUGACAGUGCUGUUGGGAUGUUCCCGCAUGAGAUUGGACCAUUGCUACAGCUUCUAACUGCUCUUCUGUCAAACAUUCCAACUGUACAAAAGGUCUUCACUUUCUUGGAUAAGAUGUCCUUCUACACAGAAGUUUACAAAUAUAAGCCCUAUGAUAUAAUUUCCAAUGAUGAUGAGACUGUGUGGAGAAGACAGACACCAAAGCUCGUGUACCCUCUCGGCCUAGGUCAGACCAACCUGAGGAUGCCCCAGGGAAUGACUGGCCAGGUUGUGGUGAGGGGUGAGCAGGGCUAUGUAGUGCACUGGGACUACUCCUACAGCUCCUGGGCUUUGUUCACCUGUGAGAUUGAGAUGCUGCUCCAUGUAGUUUCAACUGAAGAUGUGAUAUCUCACUGUCAGCGAGUCAAGCCCAUUCUGGACCUGGUUCACAAGAUCAUUAGUAAAGACUGGACUGUGACUGACUAUCUGCUGCCUCUCACCUCACGCGUCUACAUGCUGCUCAAGAGGCUAACAUCAGUCAUCAGUCCUCCAGUUGAUGUGAUCGCCUCCUGUGUGAACUGCCUUAUUGUGCUAGCUGGCAGGAUGCCUGGGAAGGUAUGCUCCAGUCUGCACCACACAGGUUUUUUACCCUUUGCAACCAGCCCUUUGACCAGCAUGGCUCAGUCCAUAAGUGCUCGAGGUAUGAAGGCAGGUAACUAUGGCAACCUUCUGGUCCAGACUGAGCAGCCUAGAGGAGAGUAUGCCGUGACCAUUGCCUUCCUUCGCCUCAUCACAACCCUGGUCAAGGGUCAUCUUAGCAGCGCUCAAAACAAAGGCCUGAUUCCCUGUGUCCUGCUGGUGCUCAAGGAGAUGCUGCCUACAUACCAUAAGUGGCACUACAAUACCUAUGUAGUCAGGGAGAGGAUAGGCUGUCUAAUCUUGGAGCUGGUCCAUGCCAUUCUCAAUCUCAGCCCAGAAGGAGAGGAUCAUGACAGCACCCCAACCCUCCAGUCCCUGUGUAUCUACUGCUUGGCUAACACUGAGGCAGGCCAGGCAGUGGUCAACAUCAUGGGAGUAGGAGUGGACACCAUAGAUGUAGUACUGGCAGCACAGCCCAGUGGUCUAUUGCCCUCUAGUGGUGGCUCUGAGGGACCAGGCCAGAUUCUGAUUCAGACAGUCAAACUGGCCCUCUCCAUCACAAACAAUGUUAUCCGUUUGAAGCCUCCCACCAGUGUCAUGUCUCCUUUGGAGCACUGCUUGACACAGCAUGGUGGCCAUGGAAACAAUCUGAUCGCUGUCCUGGCUAAGUACAUCUACCACAAACAUGACCCAGCACUUCCACGCUUGGCACUUCGACUUCUUAAAAGGCUUUCCACAGUUGCUCCCAUGUCAGUGUAUGCCUGCUUGGGCACUGAUGCAGCAGCCAUCCGGGAUGCAUUCUUGACUCGGUUGCAGAGCAAGAUAGAAGACAUGAGGCUCAAAGUCAUGAUCCUGGAGUUCCUAGCUGUCGCAGUGGAAACCCAACCUGGCCUCAUUGAGCUCUUCCUCAACCUGGAGGUCAAAGAUGACAGUGAGGGUUCAAAGGAGUUUCGGCUGGGUGAGUGGAGCUGUUUGCUGGUGGUAUUGGACCUGAUUGACUCCAAAAACCAGGGGAAGUACUGGUGUCUACCUCUUUUGCACCAUGCUGCUCUAGGCUUCCUUCUUGCCCUCUGGGUGAAUCGCAAGGACAGUGCCAUCUCUGUCCUUCGCACCAAAGAGAAGUUUUGGGAAGAUUUGACAACCCCGCUCUUUGGAGCGCUUAGUCCUCCUUCAGAAACCACAGAGCCCUGUGUUCUUGAGUCUUGUGCUUUUGCCAUGAAAAUAAUUAGCCUCGAGAUCUACUAUGUUGCCAGUGGCUCCCUGGAGCAGUCCUUGAAGGAUGUGCUUCAGAAGUUCUCCAGUGCACGGCGCUAUGAGUACUGGUCCCAGUAUGUAAAAUCUUUGGUUUGCCAUGUCGCUGAGGCAGAGGAGGAGGUAAUCUGCCCCUUCUCUGAAACCCAGAUGCUGAUGUCUUCCUGGUACUUGGUGCUGAUCCUUUCCACCAGCCACUCUGUGAUGCAGCUAACAGAGGACUCAGUCAAGCUGAAGUUGUUCAUGGAUGUCCUGGAUGGGGCCAAAGCUGCUCUGAUGGUGUCUAUGUCUGUACCUUGUUUACGCCUUGGAUCCAUGAUAGCAACCGUGCUAAUCAUCCUCCUCAAACAGUGGAGAAGUGUGGUUGCUACAGCCCCUGACAUUCUGUCUCCACUCUCUCUGAUCCUGGAAAGUGUCCUAAAAGCUGACCAGCAACUGAUGGAGAAGACCAAAGCUAAGAUCUUAUCUGCACUUAUAUCUGUCCUACAGAUACAGGGACUCAAUGGCGGGGAGAUUUCCCAGCUGCCCCAGCUCCUACAUUGUGUUUGUGAGACAGUGAAAGACGAAGCUUUGGCACUAAGCUACAGCACUCGUCAAAUGAGCCAGUUAGGAGACGUCGUGGAGGACAAGGACAGCAUGGAGACAGAUGCUCCCUGCAGCCUUCAGAAGGACCAGAGAUAUGGGGUUUGUGUGCUGGCCCUGCACCUCGCCAAGGAGCUGUGUCAUGUUGAUGAGGAUGGGGAACACUGGGUUGUAGUGAUGAGAAAGGUUCCCGUUCUCCCCUCGGUACUCAGUGCCUUAGAGCUCAGCCUGCAGUCCAAACAAAACCUCUACUUCACCGAGGCUACGCUGCACCUGCUGCUCACGCUAGCCCGCACCCCUCGGGGGGCAGCAACUCUUGCCCGGGCAGCGGUCAGUCAGAGUGUCUGUCUUCCACUUCUCAGUGUCUACAAAGUCUCUACAAAUACCUCACAGAGUUUCUUUAGGAAGUCUCAGUACUCCCCUUGUUGGCCUGGGGUGUAUCGCCUCUGUAUGUCCCUGAUGGAGAGUCUGCUCAAGACACUUCGUAACAACUUCAUAAACGAAGCCCUCGACUUCGCCGGAGUACAUCAGGAGCGUAUACUGCAGUGUCUGAAUGCAGUGCGUACAAUAAAUAGCCUGGCAUGUUUGGAAGAGGUAGACCACACAGUCGGCUUCCUGCUGCAGCUGUCCAGCUUCUAUAAGGAAUGGGAGUUUCAUCUGCCUAAGUUGCUUCAAGAUGUGCAAGUAAACCUAUGUUAUUUGUGCCAGACAUGUACAUAUCUCCUUCAUAGCGAGAGGAUGCUCCAUAAUUACCUCCAGGAUAAGAAUGGCGAGGCGUUACCCCCAGGACAACUCCCGAGGACCCAUCGGCCCCCUCAGACUCCCUCUAAAGACGCUGCAGUUGUUGGGGAAAGGGAGGAGGCUGAGCAGAAGACCCUACUUGCCGUCCAGUGCAGCCUUCUGAAGAUCCUCAGUAAAACACUGGCUACUCUGCAGCACUUCACCCCAGACUGUUGCCAGAUACUCCUGGACCAGUGUAUGGACAUCACAGAAUAUAGGACCCUGUUCAUCCACAGCUUCACAACGCCUGUGUUCGACCUUGACGUGGCUCCUUCCUUUGGCACCCUGCUGGCCACCAUCAAUGUGGCCCUAAGUUUGCUUGGAGAGAUGGAGAAGAAGAAAGAGCCAGCUUCCUCUGAGGAGAUGCAAGCAUUCAAGUCUUUGCUGAUGUUCACUAUGGAGAACUGUUUCUACGUGCUGAUCUCCCAGGCAGUUCGAUGUCUGAAGGACCCCUCGAUCGUCCUCAGAGACAAGCAGAGGCUCAAACAGGGACUCAGCUCUGAACUGAGCACUCUUCUUUCUAGCCUGUCUCGCUACUUCCGCAGGGGGUCACCAUCAUCACCAGCCAGUGGUAUUCUUCCUUCUACCCAGACCAAACCACCCACGCCAGGCUCCAAAGGCAGCCAUGAAGGCCAGGAGCCAUUCAUUCAACUUGUCCAGGCCUUUGUUAGACUUGUUCAGAGAUAGACAGUGGUCAGUGCUGUUCAUUCAUGAAAAAUACCUUAAAGUUGGUUCUGUGUUUCAGCCUUAAUGAAUUAACAUGGGCUCCUUUGUUUAAAAGCAUCUGUGAUGUCGGUAAAUGUUUUUAAUUAAAAUAUCCUGCACUUGUACUCGCUUACCUAAUGAGUCUUUUUCCAAUUCACUGGACAACAAUUUUUUUUCAAACAUUCUGCUUCCUGAAAAAAAAUUAGAUUAUGAUAGACAAUGUCAAGCGGAUGCAAAAAUAAUUUCAGAUUUACUGUAUCACAUAGGAAUUUGGAGAAACAUUAAAAUAACUUUUAUUGAAUUUACCAUGUUUAAUCGCAUAAUGACGCUGACACAUUGUGUCAGUUCAACUGAGCUUAAAAUGUUGUGCAGCCGAUUUUUGUUUAUACUCAGCAUCUGGUGCCUCUCGUGUCAGUGCCCAACAAUAGUCGGCCGGCAUUGAUGGAUUCCAGUUGCCCUGAUACCUCUUUUCCAUGGUCGCAAUGUCCUGGUGAAACCUUUCACCAUGUUUGUCACUGACUGCACCAAGCUCAGCAGGGAAGAAGUCCAAGUGUGAUGCCAAAAAUGAAUUUUCAAUGACAUGUUGCACUUCAUGGUUUUUGUAUGCUUUAAGCAUGUUGUCAAGCAGCUCAGUGUAGUUUGGUGCUCUGUAGUUGCCAAGAAAAUUCUCAACGGGGUGUCUGGGUAGCGUGGCGGUCUGUUCCGUUGCCUACUAACACGGGGAUCGCCGGUUCGAAUCCCCAUGUUGCCUCCAGCUUGGUCAGGCAUCCCUGCAGACACAAUUGGCUGUGUCUGGGGGUGGGAAGCCGGAUGUGGGUAUGUGUCCUGGUCGCUGCACUAGUGGCUCCUCUGGUCAGUCGGGGCGCCUGCUCAGGGGGGAGGGGGAACUAGGGGGAAUAGCGUGAUCCUCCCACGCGAUGUGUCCCCCUGGCGAAACUCCUUACCGUCAGGUGAGAAGAAGCGGCUGGCAACUCCACAUGUAUCGGAGGAGGCAUGUGGUAGUCUGCAGCCCUCCCCGGAUCAGCAGAGGGGGUGGCGCAGAGACCUGGACGGCUUGGAAGAGUGGGGUAAUU
Messenger RNA from Lampris incognitus (smalleye Pacific opah), 6299 nucleotides. RefSeq names its product nucleoporin 188 (gene nup188). NCBI's taxonomy places the organism in Eukaryota, Metazoa, Chordata, Actinopteri, Lampriformes, Lampridae. The transcript has 43 exons. The coding region runs from base 1 to 5208 and encodes 1735 amino acids. Gene Ontology annotation, molecular function: structural constituent of nuclear pore. The record is from RefSeq and is a predicted model, not a curated record. Gene Ontology annotation, cellular component: nuclear pore inner ring. Gene Ontology annotation, biological process: protein import into nucleus; RNA export from nucleus.